This is a messenger RNA of Scaptodrosophila lebanonensis, 1719 nucleotides long. RefSeq names its product spliceosome-associated protein CWC27 homolog. Lineage: Eukaryota; Metazoa; Arthropoda; Insecta; Diptera; Drosophilidae. The record is from RefSeq and is a predicted model, not a curated record. The transcript has 4 exons. Gene Ontology annotation, biological process: protein folding; protein peptidyl-prolyl isomerization. Bases 143 to 1669 code for a protein of 508 amino acids. Gene Ontology annotation, molecular function: peptidyl-prolyl cis-trans isomerase activity. Gene Ontology annotation, cellular component: catalytic step 2 spliceosome.
UUCUCUCUCGCUUUAUUUGAAAUUGUUCAAAAGACCACAAAAAAAAACAUAUCACUUUAAUCAAAGGUCACAAGGAUUGAGCACAACUUAGUGCAGACUUCACCUGGAAAUCUUUUCAGAACACUGUACUUAAGUUGAAAUCAUGAGCAACAUUUAUAUUCAAGAGCCACAGACGACCGGCAAAGUACUGCUGAAGACAACAGUUGGCGACAUUGAUAUCGAAUUAUGGGCCAGGGAGUGCCCCAAGACAUGUCGGAACUUUGUGCAGCUAUGUCUAGAAAAAUACUAUAACAAUACAGUCUUCCACCGAGUGGUCAAGGGAUUUAUAGUGCAAGGUGGUGAUCCGAAUGGCGAUGGUACGGGCGGUGAAUCCAUCUACGGCCAGCCUUUUAAAGAUGAAUUCCACUCCCGACUGCGCUACACCAGGCGCGGGCUGGUGGGAAUGGCAAACAGCAAAACCGAUGACAAUGCAUCCCAAUUCUUCUUCACAUUUGCGGCCACGCCGGAACUGCAAAAUAAAAAUACACUUUUUGGCAAGGUUACCGGUGAUACAAUUUACAAUAUGCUGAAGCUGGAGGAAGGCUUAGUGGAUCACCAGGAGCGGCCAAUGCACACACAUCGCAUAAUUAGUACGCAAGUGCUAAGCAAUCCCUUUGAUGACAUUGUGCCGCGAGAGCUGGCUAAACCUAUGAAGAAAACUAAAAAGAAAGAAAAAAAGGGUGUCAAAAACUUCGGACUGUUAUCCUUUGGUGAAGAAGCGGAAGGCGAUGAGCAGGAAACAACUCAAUUUGUUAAACAAAAUGCUGGCAAAGCGAAAUCCCUGCAUGAUGCAGGUGAUGAUCCAAAUCUAAGCAAAGAACCUAUCAGUGUACCUACUAGAGAAAAAGUUGAGGGUGAAGAGAAUUUGUCAGAGGACUGUAGUGACGAUGAGGCUCCGGCUACUAUCUCCAAAACAGCUUCGAGUGCCUCGGAACUGAUAAAAAUGAAACUUGCUGCAGGUUCAAGUCGGUCGGGGGGUCGAGAAAAACGUUUAGCCCCACCACCAGCAGAAUCUAAAGAUUUGGAUGAGGAUUUGGAGGAAUUAGAUGACGUUUUAAUGACACGGGAAAAGGAGAAAUCACUAAAAAUCUCACAGGAAAAGUCCAAAAUCCGUGAAGAAAUCGCCUCUCUAAAGAAGCAAUAUCAAAUGGAUAAAGCAACGAAAGAAAAGCUACUCUCAAAUGAUAAAGAGGAUGAUAAAAAAUCAAACAAAAAUCCCAUAAAAGAAACCGGCGAUAAUCAUUAUAUCGAUGAGUUUCUAGAAUCCAAAGAAAAAUAUUCAGCGAAAACAAAACAGCUCAAAGGACAAGCUAGGGAGGAGUUUACGCUGCAAUUACUGUCCAAGUUCCGAUCCAAGUUGGACACACUUAAGCAAACGCCCAGCACUCCAACUAAUCAGGCGGAAGAGGAGCAACCAGAGGAUGCUGUAGUGGAAAAAGAAAUUCGCGGCGAUGAAUGGCUGGUGCACACCUUAAAUUUCAAUACUGCUGUGCCAGUAUUAGCGAAGGAUGCGUCUACCAAAGGUGAUAACUGGUAUGGUGAUGAUGUUUACGAUCCGCGCAAUCCGUUAAAUAAACGAAAAAGAGCAGGGAAUACGAACACUUCAAAUAAAUUCAAACGUAGUACUUGAUUUUAUUGUCAUGACUAUAAAAAAUAAAAGCUAUUAUGUCUCUAAUAACA